Molecule: messenger RNA, 747 nt
Organism: Serpula lacrymans var. lacrymans S7.9
Lineage: Eukaryota; Fungi; Basidiomycota; Agaricomycetes; Boletales; Serpulaceae
Exons: 6
Coding region: 1-747 (248 amino acids)
Source: RefSeq, a predicted model, not a curated record
AUGCGCAAACACCUGGCUUUGGCAAAUGGGAUGCAGGUGGUUGUGAUACAAGGUGUGCCUCCAAUGGGCGACUCUGAACACCUUGCAGGCUUGCGAGUGAAGGUGAAGAACAGCAUUGUGUCUGUCAACUAUCGCGGCCUGGAUCGGAUGCCACCUGACUCUUCAUCUUCAACUCCAACCAGGUCCAUUUUCACCAUCAUCCAAGACCCCCACCCUUCCUUUGACCCAACUCCAAAGCUUGCUGCAUUACAAAGGAAGGCUGUGACAAGCCAGUUUAAUAUCCCAGGAGAAGGAGAAAGCAGAGCGGAGGAAAGUAGCGGAGGCAGUGGGAGCAGGGAAGAUGCAGUCCAGGCAUCCCUGCUCUGCCUGCAUGUCCAGGGGGCUAGAGUGCCAUUCUGGCAGCGGGGGAUGACAGGCGUGCGCAUGCACAAAUUGCAGGGUGGCCAACCGCUGAUCAAGGGGAAGAGGAGGGCUCCAGCGGAGUUGGAGGCAUUGGAGGUUGUGGAGUGCCCAAUAAAGAAGAAGAAGACAGUGGCACCCGCGGCGGAGAAGUCAGAAGAGGUUUGGCUGGCCCAGGUGGUGAGAGAGAAGGAGCUCACGGAACUCAGGGAGUGCUUCAAGGAGACGAAGGACUUUGAUGUGCAUGGCAAGGAUGACGAAGAGGAAAGGGAAAAAGAGGAGGAGGAAGAGGAAAUAGAGAUGGGAGCUCUGGAGGAACUGGAGUUGGAGGGGCAGGCUGUACAAUAG